CAGUCACAAUCUACUGACUUUCUCAAAUUGCUAAAAAAGAAGCAGAAAAUUCACAGCACCACAAUCUUCCUUCCUCUCCGAUCCGUGUUCACCACACGCCUUCAUAGUUGUGGCGGUCUUCUGCAACCUCAAAUCCUCGGGAUUCGGAAGUUACCAACUUUUCCGGAUCAGAAGAAAUGGAGUUCUUCUUCAGGACACAGAAUGAGGAGACAUCUGGUUGCUCCUUCAGUGGGCAGGACAUUCAAAGAUGCCCAUUCUUGAGGAACAUCAAUAAACCGACAAACUUUUCUGUCUUCUCUUCCCUGAACUUCCCCACAGCUGUAACGGGGGGUAAAGGUCCAAUUUUUGAAGAUGGCCCCAACUUCGAUAUGGCAUUUAAAGUCUUCCAUGGAAAAGAUGGUGUUGUCCCACUUUCUGGAAGAUCUCAACCUUCCAAUGACAACACGGAAGCAGAGUCUGCUCCUCAAUUUCAUCCGUUAGCGGCAAAAGCUGCCACCAUAAGUUUGUCAGCAUUCGGACCAGGAGGUCCUUUUAGUUUUGAUUCUUUCUCUCGGAAAUGGAAUUCACAGAAGAAGAAGCCUGAGUCAUCCAAAAAGAAAAAACCUUCUUCUCAGGACAAUUCCUCUAAGCACGAGGCAAUGGGGAACGAGUGGUUGGAGACAGGGAACUGUCCUAUCGCCAAAUCUUAUAGAGCUGUGAGCGGUGUCCUCCCACUUGUGGCAACAGCAUUUCAGCUGCCUCCUGGAAUGAAGCUCAAAUGCCCACCUGCAAUUGUUGCAGCCAGGGCUGCCCUUGCCAGGACUGCCUUUGUGAAGACUCUGCGGCCACAACCACUGUCUUCAAAGAUGCUUGUUAUUGGAGCCUUGGGUAUGGCAGCCAAUAUUCCACUAGGCAUAUGGAGAGAGCACACUGAGAAGUUCUCACCAUCUUGGUUUGCUGCUGUCCAUGCUGCUGUUCCUUUUAUAGCUAUGCUGAGGAAGUCGGUUGUGAUGCCCAGAACAGCUAUGGCAUUAACCAUUGCUGCUUCAAUCUUGGGACAGGUCAUUGGCUCAAGAGCAGAGCGACUUCGAAUGAAAGCAAAAGCCGAGAGUCUUAAAUUGGUAGCGCAGACUGGCUCAGAUGGGAUUAUUGCAGGUCUCAACUCGAUCGAGGUCAAUAGUAUGCCCGACCGGUGCUCAUGUGGCAAACAGGGGAUGAUUAAAGACCAAUCCUCGAAUGAACCCGGCAACCCUAUCACUUCAUCUGCCAGUCUUUGUUUCUAAAGGAGGUUUAUAGAACUGGUAAAUAAGCAGUAGAACUAUAAGCUGCAUAUAAAAAGUGGCAGAGACCAAGGGAUUUAACUGUAAUAUGGAUUAUUACAUAUUUAGUUAGGCUCGAGAAAUAUUACCAUGACCUAUUUGGUCGUGUGUUGCAGAAGAAUCCACAAAUACAAUGUACUAUUGGAUGGAACCACUAUAAUAUACUUAUUUACCAAUAUUAUCCAUUGGGUUCUUAA
Nicotiana attenuata is the source of this 1495-nucleotide messenger RNA. RefSeq lists its product as uncharacterized. Bases 177 to 1262 code for a protein of 361 amino acids. The record is from RefSeq and is a predicted model, not a curated record. The transcript is spliced from 4 exons. Lineage: Eukaryota; Viridiplantae; Streptophyta; Magnoliopsida; Solanales; Solanaceae. Gene Ontology annotation, cellular component: chloroplast.